Molecule: messenger RNA, 540 nt
Organism: Nematolebias whitei (Rio pearlfish)
Lineage: Eukaryota; Metazoa; Chordata; Actinopteri; Cyprinodontiformes; Rivulidae
Gene: cfap119
Product: coiled-coil domain containing 189
Exons: 7
Coding region: 58-540 (160 amino acids)
Source: RefSeq, a predicted model, not a curated record
AGCACUUUUUGUUUUUCAGCUACAGUCCACCCUGUUUAACCAACCAGCUCGUAAAACAUGGUGGACAGCAACAUUAAGCUACCACGAGCCUUGAAAGCCAAACUAAUGUUAUGGACAGACGUAAGCUACCAUGACAUGGAGUUUAUUGACCAAAUGCAGUCCAUUCCUGACAUUGAAAGCGUUUUAUGUCGUGUGUUUAGAGUUUACCUCCCACAACCAAAAAGAGGAGUUCUGCUGGAGCUAUACGUCCAAACUGUGCUAUUUUGCAGAACACAUGGACUGAAAAAAGAACAAACAUCUGCGCUUUUGUCAAUCAUCAAGUCCAUUCAUGAGGCCAACAUUGAAACGCCUCUCAACAACAUAGAUGAGUGUCUCAAGUAUUCCCAAGAGCUCCUGCUCUGUCACUCAGUCAGGCGGCCUCCAUUUAGCAUCAACAUCUUCAGCUUUGAGGAGGCCAACUGCAUAUUUACAUACAUCCAUAACUACUAUCUGAGGAUCUACAAACUCUACAAGUAUGUCUUCACACCCCAGACACAUUGA